This is a messenger RNA of Schistocerca gregaria, 522 nucleotides long. RefSeq lists its product as uncharacterized. The coding region runs from base 1 to 522 and encodes 173 amino acids. The record is from RefSeq and is a predicted model, not a curated record. The transcript has 4 exons. NCBI's taxonomy places the organism in Eukaryota, Metazoa, Arthropoda, Insecta, Orthoptera, Acrididae.
AUGAGAAGAAUUUUAAGGAUAACUGAUCUCCAGAAUGAUAUUGAAUCACAUACAAAAGAUCUUGAAAUUUUGAAGAAUAGAAGCAAAAAUAUUCUAAAAUCUUUUGAUGAGGCCAUUUCACAAGAUAAAUUUGCUGAUAUUCUCAGACAUAUUUUUGGGAAAAGAUAUCAACAAUCAAAUUCUGAGGAGAUACAGGAUUCAGAUGAUAAUAUAAGCCUUUGUGAAGACAGCUCUUCAGGGGAUGAAACAGGGAAUGAGAGUUUCACUCCACUUGAAAUGCAACCACAGGGAAUUGUUGACAAUGUAUGCCCAGAAGGCUGUAGACAGGAACUGUAUGAAUUGACACUUAAGCUGCGAUCUGACAGACACUUGCUUGAACAAGGAAUUGCAGAAAAAAUAAAAGAAAUAGAAGAAAUUAAAAAAGAAUUAGAAACAAACUCCAAGAAAAUGAAGAGUGUGGAAGUCAACUCAAAAUUAUUGCAACAAAGAUAUGAUGCUCUCCAGGUAUUGUGUGAGAACUGA